UUGGUUUCAUCUUACUUUUCAAGUUAGGCUUCCUCUUCUGUUGAUAUAAUAUAUAAGAGAAGCAAAGCGCUCAGAUUUGGCGAGCAGAGGAAGAGCAAUGGCAUCCAUUACCAACAUUUAUUGCUCUACAAGGGAUCUUUUUUGUUCCCAGGGGUACAAAAACUCUAAUUGGCUCAAUGGAUUACACGGUACGAAUCCAUUUGUCACGAAUGUGAAGACAUCAAAUGUGGCCCUGGGGAAUCUGAGUAGAAACUUGUGCUUCAGUCUCAAGGGCAAUGGUGAAGUAAGGGCUACAUUAAUUUCUGGAGAAGGUGAUCUCCUUUCUUAUCCCAAAGGUGGUACAGUGACUGGACAAAGUACUUUGAUUGAUGGGGAGAAGGGUGUCGAGAUGCAACCUGAUGCAAUACUAUUUGGAACACUUGCAGCAGAGAUAAUUCCUUCAACUGAUGCUUUUUUUGUUGAUACAGACGAACAGGAUCUGGAUCACCCUACAUCAGGGUUCUUUUCCAUUCCAGAGGCAAUCAAAGACAUCUGCCAAGGCAAGAUGGUCAUUGUUGUAGAUGAUGAAGACAGAGAAAAUGAGGGAGAUUUGAUAAUGGCAGGAUCCUUGGUGACACCUGAAGCUAUGGCUUUUAUUGUAAAACAUGGAACUGGAAUUGUAUGUGUUAGUAUGAAAGAGGAAGACCUAGAAAGGUUACAACUUCCUUUGAUGGUAACACAUAAGGAGAAUGAGGAAAAACUUCGUACGGCAUUCACAGUGUCAGUGGAUGCAAAACAUGGUACGACCACUGGGGUAUCAGCUCGUGAUAGAGCAACAACAAUAUUGGCUCUUGCCUCUAGAGAUUCAAAACCUGAAGAUUUCAAUCGUCCAGGUCAUAUCUUUCCUCUGAAGUACAGAGAGGGGGGUGUUCUGAAAAGAGCUGGACAUACAGAAGCUUCUGUUGAUCUUGCCAUGCUGGCUGGUUUAGAACCAGUUGCUGUACUUUGUGAGGUUGUAGAUGAUGAUGGUUCCAUGGCUCGAUUACCAAAGCUCCAACAGUUUGCACAGAGAGCGAACUUGAAGAUCAUCUCUAUUGCUGAUUUAAUCAGGUAUAGGAGGAAGAGAGAGAGGUUGGUGGAGAGGGCUUCUGCUGCUCCAUUGCCGCUGAAGUGGGGCCCAUUCACAGCAUAUUGUUAUAAAUCACUGCUAGAUGGUAUUGAGCAUAUUGCUAUGGUUAAUGGUGAUAUUGGGGAUGGGCAGGACAUUCUUGUACGAGUACACUCUGAGUGCCUCACUGGAGAUAUAUUUGGGUCAGCUAGGUGUGACUGUGGGAAUCAGCUGGCACUUGCAAUGAAGCAGAUUGAGGCAGCUGGUAGGGGUGUGUUGGUUUACCUCCGUGGACAUGAGGGAAGGGGCAUUGGCUUGGGCCACAAACUUCGUGCCUACAAUUUGCAGGAUGAUGGAUGUGACACUGUGGAAGCUAAUGAGGAGCUAGGAUUGCCUGUUGAUUCAAGAGAGUAUGGGAUUGGUGCUCAGAUAUUAAGAGAUCUGGGUGUUCAUACAAUGAAGUUGAUGACUAACAAUCCUGCGAAGUACGUUGGGCUCAAAGGCUAUGGUUUGUCAAUUGCGGGCAGGGUUCCAUUGUUAACGCCAAUAACAAGAGAGAACAAAAGAUACUUGGAGACAAAACAUGCGAAAAUGGGGCAUAUUUACAAUCCUGAGUUCAUUGAAAAUCUAAAUGGCCGCCCAGGUGGAAACAAAAAACCAACUGUCAAUAAGCCAUCUGAUGAAGAUUACAAUGACGAUGAUAAGCCAUCUGAUGGCAUAUCCAAGGCAUAAGGCUGUCUGCUGCACACAUGAACUAAGGGUUGUAAAACCAACCAACCAGGAAUUGGGUUUUCAGAAAGGCCUUAUAUGUGGAAAUGGAAGAUCAUCAUCAACCUGCAACGUGAGUAAUUCCAGUAUGUAGAAGGCUUUUAUGCUGUGAGAUUUCUUAGUGGAUUAUCCUCCGCGCAGAAAGGUUGUUAUGAACUAAGUACUGAAUAUUAUCAUUUGUAGAACAAAUUGGCAAAUUUACUUGGAUGAAAUUUCAGGUGAGAUGUUAGCAAGCUUAGGUUUUAAU
This is a messenger RNA of Telopea speciosissima, 2102 nucleotides long. Its product is annotated as bifunctional riboflavin biosynthesis protein RIBA 1, chloroplastic-like. Gene Ontology annotation, molecular function: 3,4-dihydroxy-2-butanone-4-phosphate synthase activity; GTP cyclohydrolase II activity. The transcript has 7 exons. Lineage: Eukaryota; Viridiplantae; Streptophyta; Magnoliopsida; Proteales; Proteaceae. Gene Ontology annotation, cellular component: chloroplast. The record is from RefSeq and is a predicted model, not a curated record. Bases 98 to 1819 code for a protein of 573 amino acids. Gene Ontology annotation, biological process: riboflavin biosynthetic process.